AUGGCUUUAAAUAGGUGUUCUACGUGUAAGGUUGAAAAAGUCAAGGACAAUGGUGAUAUUUAUGUCGUCAAUGAGGACAAAUUUCUUCGUGAUCAACAACAGUUAAUACAAAAAGAAUACGCAACCACUGAAGAAUCGAUUUGGAUUACAACACCUCCUCCCAUCGAUACAAAUAUUAUUGAUUUUGAUCGUAUGAUUGCCCUAUGUAAUUCCAGUUUUUCAAUACCAAUGGAUUACUAUCGUACCUUUAAUACAACGGCUGCUUUACCAGACACCGUUGAUAAGACAGGCAUGUGCUUUUUACGAUGUUUGUACGAAAAAUCAGGCAUAUUGGAGAACUGGAAACUAAAUAGGACUAAAAUACGCCUAAACAUUUGGCCAGCAACGGGUGACUCAAUAGAAGUUUGUGAAAAAGAAGGAUCCAACGAAAAGAAUCCCUGUGUGCGCGCCUAUGAUAUAGCAAAAUGUUUAACUAUACGUGCAUUGGUGGAUGCAAGGAAUCAACCUUUAUAA
Molecule: messenger RNA, 513 nt
Organism: Musca vetustissima
Lineage: Eukaryota; Metazoa; Arthropoda; Insecta; Diptera; Muscidae
Gene: Obp84a
Product: general odorant-binding protein 84a
Exons: 5
Coding region: 1-513 (170 amino acids)
Molecular function (GO): odorant binding
Source: RefSeq, a predicted model, not a curated record